This is a messenger RNA of Trifolium pratense (red clover), 2874 nucleotides long. Its product is annotated as RNA cytosine-C(5)-methyltransferase NSUN2-like. Lineage: Eukaryota; Viridiplantae; Streptophyta; Magnoliopsida; Fabales; Fabaceae. The transcript is spliced from 14 exons. The coding region runs from base 51 to 2471 and encodes 806 amino acids. The record is from RefSeq and is a predicted model, not a curated record. Gene Ontology annotation, biological process: RNA methylation. Gene Ontology annotation, molecular function: RNA binding; tRNA (cytidine-N5)-methyltransferase activity.
AGUUAUGUUGCCGGCAGUGUUGCAAAUGCAAACAGCAGUCUGAAACUGAAAUGGGGCGAGGCAGAGGAGGGAAGAGCCGCACACAGAGAAAGCAUUUCCAGCAAAACAGAGAGAACGUUUGGAAGCCACCACGUCCAGAAUCACUUCCUUCUCCCACAAAUCUUUUUGAUAUUCAAAACGCUGAUUUCGAUCACUAUUACAAGGACCAAAACAUCGUGUCACCGGAAGAAUGGGAUUCAUUCAUGCAACUUCUAAGAACUCCGUUACCUGCAGCAUUUAGAAUCAAUUCCAGUAGCCUUUUUCAUGCCGAUAUUCGAUCCCAGCUGGAAAAUGACUUUGCACCCGAUCUUCAGUCCAUGGUUGAUGAAGGGGAUGAGGAGGAUGCUAUUAAGCCUUUGCCAUGGUAUCCGGACAAUUUUGCUUGGCAUUCUAAUUUUUCCCGUAUGCAGCUCAGGAAGAAUCAAGCACUUAAGAGGUUUCAUGAAUUCUUAAAGCUAGAAAAUGAAAUUGGAAAUAUUACGAGACAGGAAGCUGUCAGCAUGGUGCCUCCUCUGUUCUUAGAUGUACAGUCAAAUCAUAUUGUACUUGAUAUGUGUGCUGCACCAGGUUCAAAAACAUUCCAAUUGCUUGAGAUUUUACACCGAUCAACUAAAGCAGGAUCACUGCCCGGUGGAAUGGUUAUAGCAAAUGAUCUAGAUGUACAAAGAUGUAAUCUUCUCAUCCACCAAAUAAAACGAAUGUGCACAGCAAACCUAAUUGUCACCAACCAUGAAGCUCAGCACUUCCCAACAUGUUAUUUGAAAACGGAUUGUGAUAUAAUGGGUCCAGAUCAGCGUACUUCCCAACUGCUAUUUGAUCGUGUUCUGUGUGACGUGCCAUGCAGUGGUGAUGGUACCCUCCGCAAGGCACCUGAUCUCUGGAGGAGAUGGAACACAGGAACGGGAAAUGGGCUUCACAACCUACAAAUUUCAGUUGCCAUGAGAGGCCUAUCUAUACUUAAAGUUGGUGGGAAAAUGGUUUAUUCAACCUGCUCGAUGAACCCUAUUGAAAAUGAAGCUGUUGUUGCAGAGCUUUUGCGGAGGUGUGAAGGGUCUGUUGAACUUGUUGAUGUCAGCAGUGAGCUUCCCCAACUUAUUCGUCGGCCAGGUCUUAAAAGAUGGAAGGUGUGUGACAAGGGUGAGUCCUUGGUUUCCUGUAAAGAGGUUCCCAAGGUUCGUAGAAGUGUAGUUCUUCCCAGCAUGUUUCCAAAUGGUGGAAGCUAUCGAGAUAUUGACUGUAACGGUAAUUGUGAUGUUAACGGACAUUCUGAAGAUGGUGUUGAAACAGUGGAGAAUCCUGUAAUGCAUGAGUUUGCUGAGGAAGUUUCUGAAUUUCCACUAGAGCGAUGCAUGCGGUUACUGCCCCAUGAUCAGAACUCUGGAGCCUUCUUUAUAGCUGUAUUGCAAAAACAAUCUCCCCUGCCAGCAAUUGUGGUAAAAACUAGAAAAGAAGUUGAUAAUCAACAGGUAGAAUCAGUGAACCGUGGUAAUGAGGAUGUACAAGCAUUGCAGAUUAAUCCAUCAGAAAUUAUACACGAAGAAGUUUGUGAACAAGAUUCCGAGGAUAAUAAAAAUGAGCCCAACACUGCAGAUUCUAAAUUGAGUCCUGUUAUAGAUGAAGAAAGUGAUUCCAAGGAAGCCCAGGAGCCCCGCAAUGUAGAUAACAUAGCAAAUGUCACUCCAAGCAAAAGAAAGCUUCAGAUACAAGGCAAAUGGAGGGGCGUUGACCCUGUUGUCUUCUUCAAAGAUGAAGCAAUUAUUAAGAGUAUAAGGGCAUUCUAUGGUAUUGACGAGCAGUUCCCAUUAGAUGGUCACCUUGUAACAAGAAACAGUGAUACAAGUAAUGUAAAAAGACUUUACUACAUCUCCAAGUCAGUCAAGAAUGUUCUAGAGUUGAACUUCUCAGUUGGGCAGCAACUUAAAAUAACAUGUGUUGGCUUGAAAAUAUUUGAAAGACAAAAGUCGCGUGAAGGUAGAUCUGUAGAAUGUGCUUUCCGAAUCACUUCUGAAGGAUUACCCCUUAUCCUCCCUCACAUCACCAAACAGAUCCUAAGCGCAUCUCCUAUAGAUUUCAAGCAUCUUCUCCAGUAUAAAAAUAUAAAAUUUGCAGAUUUUGUCGAUGCUAAAUUUGGUGAAAAGGCAGCGAACUUAAUGCCAGGCUGUUGCGUGGUCGUUCUGGGUGAAGGGAACAAAACCGCAGAGGCCUUCCAAGUGAAUGAAUCAUCAAUAGCCAUUGUAUGCUGGAAGGGUGGCGCAAGUUUGACCGUGAUGGUUACCUCAAUAGAAUGCCAAGAACUGCUUGAAAGGCUUUUAAUGCGUCCAAACAAGGUAACAGAAAAGGGAUCCUCCAAGCAGGAGGAGAAGCCAUCUAAUAACGCUGAAGAUGUAAAACAGGAGUCAAACGGUAACAACCAAGACGUGGAAGCUGCUUGAUGUUAAAAGCCGGAGAAAUUUUAUUUAUCGGGCACAACCAACCAGACAUCAAAAUUCAUUUUGCAUUUAUAUUUUUUAUUGGUUGUGCUUAGUAGUCGUAAUCAUGCAAGACUUCAAGCAAAUAGUUAAAUCAUAAGUAGCCAUGGCUCAUUCCUACACGAGCAUUUUUUUUAAGUAAUGGCUCUUAACCUUUCUUUUGUACUCCCUGUUCUUCAUAGCAAAGCUAACAAACUGCUUCAAUUUUGUAUUAUUAUAUGGAUAACAAUAUUGGAUGGCUUAUGAAAGUUCAUCAACAUUGAACAUGUAUCAGUAUCAGUGAUAUAAUGGAUUGGGCAUUACGACACUUUCUGCGAGAUAAUUAAACUAUUUUUAAAAAAAAAUAAUAAUCACUGAAUAUAUUUAA